AGCGCGCCCAGCUGUCAUGACCGCUCCGCGCGCUGCGCUCGCCUUGGCCUUGGGACUCGCGCUUGCUCACCCCGGCCUGGGUAAUGAUGAGGAAUUUGAGCACUUGGGAGAUUCAGCCCCAGAAGGGAAAGCAGACGCAGUGACCACGUCAGGCACAUUGGCUGGAGUGACUCCCGAAGCCUUGACUACAGACACGAGUUUCACCCACAUCGAAGAGGAUUCGAGUCAGCUAGAAUUUACACUGAUGGUAUUUAUCCCAUUGGCUGUAUUGGUCCUGCUGCUUCUAUCAGUGGUGCUUGCUGCAACAUACUUUAAAAGAAAGAGAACAAAGCAAGAGCCCUCCAGCCAAGGAUCUCAAAGUGCUUUACAGACAUACGAACUGGGAAGUGAAAACCUGAAAGUCCCUAUUUUUGAAGAGGACACGCCCUCCGUUAUGGAAAUAGAGAUGGAGGAGCUUGAUAAGUGGAUGAACAGCCUGAAUAGAAAUGCUGACCGUGAAUGUUUACCUACUUUGAAGGAAGAAAUGGAACCAAGCCACAGCCCCAGUGACAAUGAAUUGUAAAACCAAGUGGUGCUGACGUUACUCAUGGGAAGCACCCUCUGAGGGCACCUGCUGGGCCUGCCAGGGACGCCGAAGGGGAGACAGGUUUGGGAAAUUUCAAGUCAGUACAGCCGCAAGCACUUUUGGCUGCUUCUUCCGCUGUCCACUCUUCUAUCCGUGGAAACACCUGGACAUGGAAAAUGAGCCAUUGAGAAGUCCUAGCCAAGACCUGCUAAGGGCUCUGAAGGAGGAGAAGGAGCCGCCAAUGGGCCUCCUCUCCUCAGCUCCCUUGAUCUGGGAGUCUGUAGGUCCCUUUGCUUCAUUCCUCAGGGUUCAAAUCCCAAAGCUGUUUUACCUAAUGACCUUCUUCUAGGCCCAUUUACUAACUAAGUAGCUCUGGAUAAGUUCUUGUCACAAUUCAAACCUCUGAUGGGUCAACUCUAUUCAGCAAGCACUUUGCUGAGCCAAGGACAGUUGUAUCAUGGAACAAACACCAAACCGGGGCUUCGAUGGAAACUGUGGUCCAAGACAAGCCUUCGUCCAGUGUGGUCCAGGGAGGCCAAAAGGCUGGAUGCCUCUGGCAUAUAACAUCCCAAGGGGUUGCUAAACAUGAUUCGACUUGGUAGGAAGAUGCAGUGAGAGCGUCUAGCCUGCUUGAAAUACCACUGGAUGACUUGUAGACUUUGGCCCAGCCACAUGCCAACCACUUGGAGGAACUAGGAAUUUUCAUUGUGAGAACCACUAUUUUCCUUUAUAGUAAAGAUUCCCCCCCCCGCCCCCGCUUGUAACAUCUUCCCAGUGCUCUUAUUUUGCUCUUGUCUUAUUAUACAUCUCUGUGUGGCCAUGCGGAGUAUGCAGGUGACCCUCGACUGCGUCACUUGAAGCAAACAGCAGGAACAAGGCACAUCUGGGUCUGUUGCAGGAAUCCCCCACCGUGCUCUGCAGUCCUGACUGUCAGGCUGAAGAGAGCCUCCAGCCUCAACACAGAAUUCCAGGAGGUCGCUGUCAGGCCAUCUAAGAUGACAUUCUACCUGAUAUUAGUUGACAUCCGUGUGCUAAAGGCAAUGGAGCAAAAUGCAGAGGGCGUCCCCUAACCUCUCCCCCCACCCUCACAUAAAGUCAGUCUCCAUUUAAUCCUGACUUUUCUAAUUCUGACCUUUAAAAAGCAAUCUCGCCAAUGGAGUCCUCAGCUCUCCCAGGAUGCCUGAUAUUUUAUUCCAGGAAAGAAACAAAGAAUGAAAAUUUUCUUUUGCCAACCGCAUAUAAACCGGAGGUGAGGGCGGGAAGGUUAACCAAAGUUUGGCUGCUGGAUUUUGGUUCGGUCUUCGAAAGGCUACAUUGAUACAAAACAAAGCUCUUCUCUCCUGCCUGCUUAGGGCCUCUUUAACCAGUAUUUGCCUUCUGAGAUAUGAAGAUCAUUUUAUAGGCAGAGUUCCAGGCCAAGGCGGGUUCUCUAUACAAUGAAAGGUACAGCUAUUUGAUUGUGUGAAGUCCCUAAUUUCCCAUUGUCCUGGACUGUGAGCUUUGAUAGAAGACAGAGUUCUCAGCAUGUAACGGCAACAGACGAUGUCUGCCGUAUUGUCAUGAAUACAUCCUAACAGGGUUUGGUGAGUUGAUGUCUGUUGUUCUGACUCAGAAUGAACUUGGGGUCCAGGCUGCUUCUCAGAUAUUUAUGCCAGAGUUGCUGUUUCUCAGAGGAGCCUUAAUUCCCUCAUUCACUUUGUGGAAACGAUAUUUUGUGAUAUGAUAAAAAUGUUUUCUCAUGUAGUAUACUAAAUGACUCCAAAUUCCAGAAGAAAUAAACUUCAUCAACUUGUUGAGUUUAUAUCUGAGAAAGGGACUGGCUUCUGUGAUUGCAUGCUGUACAGACACUUUCUUAUUUUAUUUCUUUAUAAUGGUAGUUUGUUCUGGCCAGGUUCCCAAAGUUAUUAUGGGCCAAGCAGGCAAGUGUUAAUUCCUUAAUCUUUUUAUCAUUAGCCAAUUGAUGUGCAUCACCUGUGUUUGACAUUGCCAAGGACUGCUCUUAAGCCCAAACUUUUAUGUUUUAAAUUACUGGAAAAAGAGCCGGGCGUGGUGGCGCACAUCUUUAAUUCCAGCACUCAGCAGGCAGAGGUAGGAGGAUUGCCAUGAGUUCGAGGCCACCCUGAGACUCCAUAGUGAAUUUCAGGUCAGCCUGGGCUAGAGUGAGACUCUACCUUGAAAAACAAAAACAAAACAAAACAAAAAAUUACUGGAAAAAAAUCACACAUUUGCCCUAACUGGAUAAGCGGCUAAACAGAGCAAAAUAUGAUGUUAAUAUAAAGAUACAUGCUUGCUGCAUUUUGGUUGGUAUAAGCAAACUAGGUUAAUAAUGUUGCCUAGCUGAAC
Jaculus jaculus (lesser Egyptian jerboa) is the source of this 2908-nucleotide messenger RNA. RefSeq names its product transmembrane protein 154 (gene Tmem154). Lineage: Eukaryota; Metazoa; Chordata; Mammalia; Rodentia; Dipodidae. The transcript has 7 exons. Bases 17 to 562 code for a protein of 181 amino acids. The record is from RefSeq and is a predicted model, not a curated record.